This is a messenger RNA of Brassica oleracea var. oleracea, 2104 nucleotides long. RefSeq names its product anthranilate synthase alpha subunit 1, chloroplastic. Gene Ontology annotation, biological process: L-tryptophan biosynthetic process. The record is from RefSeq and is a predicted model, not a curated record. Gene Ontology annotation, molecular function: anthranilate synthase activity. The coding region runs from base 89 to 1954 and encodes 621 amino acids. The transcript has 7 exons. Lineage: Eukaryota; Viridiplantae; Streptophyta; Magnoliopsida; Brassicales; Brassicaceae.
ACUCUUCUCAGAAUCUUCCUUCUUCAAAUCUCUUCAACAUUUGGGCCGCCGGAGCCCGUGACCACCGCUUUUUUCUCAUCCGUUACGAAUGUCUUCCUCGAUGAACGUGGCGAAGGUGAAGCCUCUGAGCUUCUCUCGCCGCCUCGUCCCCUCUGCGGUUUCUCGCGGACUCUCUUCUUCCGUGACGGUUUCUGGAUACUCCGGUAGAAGCUCGGCUUACGCGCCUUCUCUCCGUUCGAUCAAAUGCGUCUCUGUAUCGCCUGAAGCUUCGAUAGUAAGUGAUACAAAGAAGCUCGCAGAUGCUUCUAAGAGCACGAACCUUGUACCAAUUUUCCGCUGCAUAUUCUCGGAUCAGCUCACUCCUGUUCUUGCUUACCGUUGCUUGGUCAAAGAAGAUGACCGUGAAGCUCCUAGCUUUCUUUUUGAGUCCGUUGAGCCUGGCUCUCAGAUGUCCAGCGUUGGUCGUUAUAGCGUUGUUGGGGCUCAGCCUGCGAUGGAGAUAGUUGCAAAGGAGGAUAAAGUUAUUGUAAUGGAUCACAAAAGUGGAAGCUUGACUGAGGAAUACGUUGAGGAUCCAAUGGAGAUACCGAGGAAAAUCUCUGAGUCAUGGAACCCUGAUCCUCAACUAGUUCAGGACCUUCCAGAUGCGUUUUGUGGUGGCUGGGUUGGUUUUUUCUCGUACGACACAGUUCGCUACGUCGAAAAAAGGAAGCUUCCAUUUUCAAAGGCCCCUGAGGAUGAUAGGAACUUGCCUGACAUGCAUCUUGGUCUUUAUGACGAUGUAGUUGUAUUUGAUCACGUGGAGAAGAAAGCAUAUGUUAUCCACUGGAUUAGACUAGAUGCGACCGUUCCCUAUGAGACGGCAUACAGUAACGGACUGCAACAUUUGGAGAAUUUGGUAUCCAAGUUGCACGAUAUUGCGCCGCCAAAGCUGGCUGCAGGUAACGUGAAUCUUCAGACGCGACAAUUUGGACCAGCUUUGGAAAACUCAAACGUGACACGCGAAGAGUACAAGGAGGCUGUGGUCAAUGCUAAAGAACAUAUACUUGCAGGAGACAUAUUCCAGAUUGUGCUGAGUCAGCGGUUUGAAAGGAGAACGUUUGCAGACCCCUUUGAGGUUUAUAGAGCUCUAAGAGUUGUGAAUCCAAGUCCGUAUAUGGGUUACUUGCAGGUCUGUAACGGAGAGAACUGUUCUUAUACAACUAUGUAUUUGUUCUUGCGGUGGAUAACGAUUGAUGCUUUUAACCUUCAGGCUAGAGGAUGUAUUUUGGUAGCAUCAAGUCCAGAGAUUCUAACCAAAGUAAAGCAGAACAAGAUAGUGAAUCGGCCAUUAGCAGGAACCAGCAGGAGAGGAAAAACAGAGGUGGAAGAUAAGAGAUUAGAGAAGGAGCUGCUAGAGAACGAGAAGCAAUGUGCUGAGCACAUCAUGUUGGUCGAUCUCGGUCGCAACGACGUUGGGAAAGUUGCCAAAUACGGCUCGGUGAAAGUUGAGAAACUUAUGAACAUCGAACGUUAUUCCCAUGUUAUGCAUAUAAGCUCCACGGUGACAGGAGAGUUACAAGAUGAUUUAUCUUGCUGGGACACACUACGUGCGGCUCUACCAGUGGGCACAGUUAGCGGCGCACCGAAGGUGAAAGCCAUGGAGCUAAUCGACGAGCUCGAGCCUACACGGCGAGGACCAUACAGUGGCGGUUUUGGUGGAGUCUCGUUCACUGGCGACAUGGACAUUGCGUUAUCCCUUAGGACAAUAGUUUUCCCGACAGCAAGUCAGUAUAAUACAAUGUACUCUUACAAAGAUGCUAACAAACGCCGGGAAUGGGUGGCUUAUCUUCAAGCUGGAGCAGGUGUGGUAGCAGACAGUGACCCGGAAGACGAGCACCGCGAGUGCCAGAACAAAGCCGCUGGUCUUGCCCGAGCCAUCGACUUGGCUGAAUCCGCUUUUGUUAAAAAAUGAGUUUGAUCUUCGAAUCAUCUGUAUAACAGUUUCAGGCAGAACAAGCUUUUUCUAAACACGAAGACAAUUGUAGAUUUUUUUCACAAUAAACUACACAGAUUGUGGUAAGCAGCACGUGAUGUAAUAAAAUGUGUGCUAUAUUUUCUGAUA